Messenger RNA from Trichomycterus rosablanca, 6672 nucleotides. RefSeq names its product growth factor receptor-bound protein 14 (gene grb14). Gene Ontology annotation, biological process: insulin receptor signaling pathway; negative regulation of insulin receptor signaling pathway. Bases 10 to 1347 code for a protein of 445 amino acids. Lineage: Eukaryota; Metazoa; Chordata; Actinopteri; Siluriformes; Trichomycteridae. The record is from RefSeq and is a predicted model, not a curated record. The transcript has 13 exons. Gene Ontology annotation, cellular component: plasma membrane; cytoplasm.
GAGAGCAGUAUGAAUUUCCAGGCCAGAAGAGUCACGCUGCCUGCCAUCACACCACUUUGCUUGCAGAAGCGGGUGAUCAAAGUGUACAGUGAGGACAACAGCAGUCGAGCUGUGGAGGUCCCCAGUGACAUCACUGCCCGUGAUAUCUGCCAGCUGUUCAUUCUGAAGAACCACUGCAUCGACGACCACAGCUGGACGUUGAUUGAGCACCUCGCUCACUUGGGAAUCGAGAGAAUAAUAGAAGAUCAUGAGUCAGUCCUGGAGGUGCAGUCGAACUGGGGCAUGGACUCUGACAGCCGCCUGUAUUUCAGGAAAAAUUAUGCCAAAUACGAAUUCUUCAAAAAACCUCUGGAUUUUUUUCCAGAGAACAUGGUGUCUAUAUCAAACGAAACCAAUGGCCUCAUGAACCACUCCCAGCUCAUCCAGACCUUUCUUAACUCCAGCACGUGUCCAGAAAUCCAUGGCUUUCUCUACUCAAAAGAUCAAGGCAGGAAGUCAUGGAAGAAGUUCUACUUUGUGUUAAGAAGAUCUGGGCUCUACUUUUCUAAUAAGGGCACAUCAAAGGAACCCAGGCAUCUGCAGUUCGUUGCUGAGUUCUGUGACAGUGAUGUCUACACUUUACUGUCAGCCAGAAAGACCCACGGCGCGCCCACAGAUUACGCGUUCUGUGUAAAGCCCAGUAAAUCAAGCUCAGCUCGGGACCUAAAGCUGCUGUGUGCUGAUGUUGAGCAGACCAGAACCUGCUGGAUCACGGCCAUGCGCCUGUUCAAGUUCGGGAUGCAGCUGUACCAAAACUUCAUCCAACCACAUCAAAAGCAGAAAAGCUCUCCAAUGAGAAGCAUCUCGGAAAACUCUCUGGUGGCCAUGGAUUUCUCAGGACAGAGGAGCCGUGUGAUUGAUAACCCGUCGGAGGCUCUUUCGGUAGCUGUGGAGGAGGGUCUGUCAUGGAGGAGGAAGAGCUGUCAUCGACUCAGCCACGGAAGCUGCUCCCCCUCCCAAAGCUCCCUGUCCAACAUAGCAAUCCACAUGGCUCAACCAUGGUUCCACAGCAAGCUAUCUCGAGAUGAAGCUCACAAACUCAUCACCCAGCACGGACUUAUUGAUGGCGUUUUCCUCUUAAGAGACAGCCAAAGCAACCCCAAGACCUUUGUCCUCUCCCUGUGUCACUCACAAAGAAUCAGACACUUUCAGAUCGUCCCUGUUGAGGAUGACGGCGAGCUCUUCUACAGCCUGGAUGAUGGAAACACACGCUUCAGUGAUCUGCUCCAGCUGGUGGAGUUCUACCAGCUGAACCGAGGCGUGUUGCCCUGCAAGCUCAAACACCACUGUGCCCGAACCACCCUGUGAUCUACUCCCACAAAAACCCCUGUCCAACUGCUCAGUGGGCACCUCCAACACCUUCUUUCCUAGUCCCAAAAUCUGUCAGCCUCCACAACCUCAACCACCCUGUAAAUCCCUGGCUAAAUCCCCUAGAGAGGCUCGGUAGUUCUGUUUAACCCCCUGCACACCAUCACACUUCCAUACAGAUUCACAGGGUGACCCUGGACAAAUUGCCAGCGCAGCUCGUGCCUUGGACAGGAAGAGGGAAUCCGGACAGCCUAAAUAAUGGACUCUUCCUGUCUAGUUUCACAGUUCAGCCCAAUGUGAAUUUAGGGUAUUUUUAAUAGUGGGCAUUGGUGUGAGGCGAGAUGAAACAGACUUGAGUAGGUGAAAGGACUUGAUGGGUGCUGUUAGUGCGGGGAGAAUAGUCUGCUUUAAGACUGUUUCACAAUAAACGAGGAGCGAUGCGGUUAUGAGAUAAAGUUUUUGGACGAUGUACUGUAAGGGCCUAAACGUACAAGGAUUGACAGUACAGACCGACGAUCAGAAUUCUAAGCUCUUUCUGAUAUGUGAGGGGCUUAUGGUAGCAAACUGUCAAUCAAAGCUCAGACAAUUUUGUUUCCAUUUUCUGUGAACAGAAAUAACAGACGUUGGUUACAGCCAUAAUUACUCGUGCACAAUAAGCUGAACCUGUUGCUUUUGUCAGCAGGACGAGGGGUUUCAGAGGAUAUGGACACCCUCACCCUUUGUUUGUUUAGGUUUUCUUUUUUCUUUUCUUUUUCUGUUGUAAUCAUGUGAAAAAAACUAACAAAAAAAAAACAAUUCAGGUAUUUUAUAAAAUGUGAUACGUGUAGUUUGUUCGAGAGGUGUGUUUGCUUGAGAGGUAAGUCGUUACUCAGUGCAUGCUAUAAGCCACUUUCUGUCUACAUGCGAUGGCUGUUCUGAUACACACUUUUAUACAGUCUGGGAUUUACCAGAAUUGGGAAUGUACACCCACACAGACACGCACACACAUCACAAACACACACAUACAUGCAGCACGCGUUAACAAUACUGGAUCACACUAGGCAGUGUUGUGGGGCCAGACAUCAUUUUAUAAUGAAAAUACACAUAUGGAGAACAAUGAUAAAAAGUUAAAUUCAAAUUAUUAAACCAAUUCUUUUAAGCUGUUCAUCUAAGUCAGGGUUUUUCAAACUAUUUUUCAAACGACUGACAUUUUGUUCACAAUUUUUACUAGACCCAGGCAACACAAAAAUGCAUCUAAUUCCCUCCACAAGGGGGCGUUCGCAUACACGUUUAUACACAAUUUUGCAUACAGUUCAUUCAUUCAUUUAUUUUCUUAACCGCUUAUCCACUUAGGGUCACGGGGGUGACCGUGCUGGAGCCUAUCCCAGAUUUUCAAUGGGCGCAAGGCACACAGUAACACCCUGGACGGGGCGCCAGUCCAUGGCAGGCCAGACACACAUACACACACACACACACACACCUAUAGGACAAUUCAGUGUCUCCAAUUAACCUGACUGCAUGUUUUUGGACUGUGGGAGGAAACCGGAGCCCCCGGAGGAAACCCACGCAGACACAGGGAGAACAUGCAAACUCUGCACAGAAAGGAUCCGGACCAUCACGCCUGGGGAUCUAACCCUGGACCUUCUUGCUGUGAGGUGACAGUGAUACCCACUGAGCCACCGUGACGCUGCAUACAGUUUAUGUGCCUGUUAAAAUCUGUUUGUUUAAUUAUUAUUAUUAUUCUCAGCGACCCAUGCUUUCAGCCCGACCCCAGGGUUUGAAAAAUCCUGAUUUAAGUGAUGCUUAUCUGACCCCCCCCCCCCCACACACACACACACACACAAACACACAGAACUUACUCUAUCAUAUACCUUAAAUAUAAAUAGCUAGCAUAAAUGAUGUAUGCAUAAAUAAAUGGGCAAAUCUACCUAGCUUUAGUGCAAGAAAAAAUCCCUAAAAUACCAAGAAGUUCAAUAAUAUUCCAAAUCUUGGCACUCCUGCAUAAUCCGGAUUUUAUUGGCUAUUGCUCAAUUUGAAAAAUGUCAGUGAUGUUUAAUGUGCAAUGGCGGGACUGUCACACACUUCAUGUUCAUAGCUAUAGUAACAUAAGCAAGCUAAUAACCUGUUGCACUAUCCUAUCAUUGCACUGGUUGAUUGUAUCAGCUCUAGAGACAAGUUUGUUCUGUUGAUUUUGAAUAGUAGAAACCUACGACGGUGUAUUAGGGCCACUGUAAAAAAAACAUUUUUAUGUUUUGAUUUCAAGAAUAAAGUCGAAUAAGUUUCGAUUUCGAGAUUAAAAUCAAAAUAUUAUAAGAAUAAAGUCGAAAUAUUAUGGCCAAAGAGCUUGAGCUUGCAGCUUUCGUGCACUUGUCAGUUCAGAGUGUUAUUGUGGUUAUCCAAUAACCUGCGAUUAUUUUUUGGUGGUUGUUUGAAUUGUACGCUCCCAUCCAUAUGACAUGAUGACUAAACCCGUCAAUGCAAUCAUUUAUAGCGAUGCCAUACGGCUUUAGUUUAUCGUACGAGUCCAUAAGGCUCGGUUGCAGUACUGCUGACGACGCAGACGCCGAGCGCACCGGUGAUGCACGUUCUUCUAAAUAAACCCAGUUUAUCGCAAAGCCAUUUCAUCGUCCUUAUACUAAUAACAAACUGGUGCUGAUGUGCAGGAGACUGAGGAUUUCUUUAUUUGUGAAACCGAUAUGAAAGUAUAACUUUACCAGAUCAUGAACAUCCCUCAUUUAACACAAGGAGGUUGCUAUGACCAUAAUAUUUCCACUUUAAUCUCGUAAUUAUUUCGACUUUAAUGUAAACAGACUUGAAAUCGAAACUUAUACGAAUUUAUUCUCAAAAUAAUUUCGACUUUAUUCUCAAAAUCGAAACUUAUACGACUUUAUACUCAAAAUCGAAUCUUACAAAUAUUUUUUCUUUCACAUGGCCCUAAUACACUCGUAGAAACCAGUUCAUUAGGAAUGGAGACAUUUAUUCGAUGGCAGUGGUAGCUCAGCAAUUACGAUUCUAGACUAUUAUUUAAGGUUGGUUGCUGGUUCUGAGCCUACAACUGCCAAUCUGCCACUGCUGGGUUCUUGAGCAAAGCCCUCAACCCUUAACUGUUUGCUAAAAUGCCUUACAUGUACGAGCAAAAUAACACUACAAGCAUAACAGUGUUGGAAAUUAAAAUAAAUAAGUCUGUAAAAAUGAUGCUCAAGAACAGACCUGCCACGUAAUUUAUUUGACUUUACGACUGUUUAACUGCUCUGCUGCGCUUUCAUGAGUGACAGUACAAAGCUUAGUUCACUUUUAAAUAGUACUGUCUACUAUUUCAUGAAAUCUUUUGUCCGUUUCCAGUAAGCAUCACAUUUAUUUUGGUUGUAUUGCCUUAUUUCAGCUUAAUUAAGAAACACUGCAUUGGAUUGCUGAAGUACUACGAACCCACAAUCCCAAAGCCGCACCCAGCAAUCGAGGACGUCACUGUAACCAUAGAAUUGCAGAUAUUUUUGCACAGAAUUAAAGUGACUCCAGUCACAUUCCAAACAGCUUUACUCCCUCAAACCUCACUUUACUUACUAGCUAGAUUUGCAGGCUGAAUAGGGUAAAAUUUUAACAGAAGAAUAAACUAAAACAUUAGCAUAUAGAUACAAAUAGGAUAUGCAUACAAACUACACUAAAUACUGUAAUAAAACUUUAAAUACAUACAUAAGUUCAAAGUCUUCUACCCUUGCAGUUAUCCAUUUUGCUGAAAUCUCAUUUUCAUGAGGUGAUUAUUAAUCUGCUAACUGGUUUAUUUGGUUAAUGUUAUAUCAGGGAAGUUUAUAUCCAGAACCAGAGCUGCUGAAAAAAUUCACUGUUAAGCUCUGUUAUUAAUGGCAGAGGCCACACACAGCCCCAGUUAUUAACUAUUACCACAUACAGUGUAUAAAUACAGUGUUUUAAAUGUUUUUGUUUUGUGUGUAUCAUGUUCAUUUCACACGACACAUCAUUGUAUGCAGAACUGUUAUAUUAUCUGAAUUUUACUUUGUGAGCUUACAUCAAUGCAUCGGCCUGAAUUCUUGCUGCGGCCUGAAUGUACCAUGUACAUAACAAAUCAUACUAGAUACUGUUACUAAUACAAUUGGUUGGCAGCACAGUGGCCUCACAGCAAAAAGGUCCUGGGUUUGAUUCCCAGGUAAAGCAGGUCCAAAGAUAAGCAAUCAGGUUCAUUGGAGCUACUAAAAUUGCCCUAGAUGUGAGUGUGUGUGCGUGUGUUUACUCUGUGAUGGACUGGUGAUCUGACUGGGGUGUUUCCUACCUUUUGCCCGGUGAAUUGCACCCAUCGUGUCCCGGAAUAGGAUAAAGCAGUGUUAAAACAGACAAUCAAUGAAUUAAUAAAACAAUUUGAAGUGUACCAGUUUCACAAGAUUUAGUAAUGUACCAUUUAAAACACAGCCAACCUAACAGCGAGAUAACAGCGAUACCUUUAUAGGCGUGCUGUUCCCAAUCUAUUAUGUCUGACCUCCCAACCACUUUUAAGCCAAAUGUUGUCACAUUUUCCCCUUCGAGUGUUCUUGUUAAUCAUCUUGUUGAUCAUAUCUAGCCCUGUAAAACUACACCACAAGUGGUUUCUAAUAGAAUGUAAUAAAUUACUUUAUUACAUGUUUAAUAAUUCAUAUGUUGUAUAAAGAUUAAUAUUAUGAAUAUUAUGAAUGCGUGUAAUGAUUCAGGUUAACAGUUUUUCACACCUGACGUGGUAAGUUUGUGCUUUACAGAACAGUAAAGACGACCACUACAAUCGUAGCCUGCCAAUGUGCUGUUUCUUCAGGUCGUGAAAUGUGUGAAAAGCUAUUAGUGAUAAAAACUCACUUCUGACUAACAUGUUGUACUGUAUAAAAUAAAGAACAAUGUACUUGAUGAUAAAUACAUUUGAAUACUGUAACGUUUAAGUAUUUGAGUUAAAAACCAGGAAAAGACUGUCCUUUAUAUCAAAAUGCAUAUACCGGCUGUAAUAUGUUUUUGUGGAAAAGCAAACACACUGCUUGAGUAAUGUUUUGUAAUCUUUAGUAUGCAAAAUGAACUGAACUGAAGUGAAAAGAACAUUUGAAAUUGUUUUAUAUCUCUGGAUAAAAAAGAAUCGGAAAGGUUUUGGUUUGCCAUGGUUAUUGCACUGUAGUCGAAACACUGGUAACUUUUUAUUUCCAAUGCUGAGGGAUUACUGUGACUCUGACAUUCUUUUGGCAAAGUGUAGAUUUAUGACUGCUGCAAUAUUCUCGUGCUUCUGCUCAGAAAUGCUUUGCUUUUUUGAUACCGACUCUGACAGUGUAGUGGAUGUGAAAGGACACUGUUUCUUUAUGUCAACUAUAAAACUGGCUUUGUUCA